This is a messenger RNA of Colletotrichum orchidophilum, 1632 nucleotides long. RefSeq lists its product as uncharacterized. The transcript is spliced from 2 exons. Bases 1 to 1632 code for a protein of 543 amino acids. The record is from RefSeq and is a predicted model, not a curated record. Lineage: Eukaryota; Fungi; Ascomycota; Sordariomycetes; Glomerellales; Glomerellaceae.
AUGGCCGCCAUAUCCGCCGCGUCAGCGACGGCCAACACAAUCACCCCCCCGAGCAGCAGCCACGGCAGCGGAGGUGCAUGGAAUAAUUAUGCAACGGCAGACACAGAGAACCUACAAAACAAAAGAUCGCUGGAUAGAACCGACCAAACCAGCCGGCCACCCCUAUCUCAAAACGGCAGCUCGGCAAACAUUUAUGAAUACGGCUUCGAGCCUCUCCCUCCCCCGCGAAAGAAGGCUUCCAACGACAACAUAUCUCUGACGAAAAGCACAAGGUCAUGGGAUAGGACAAACCGGCGUGACAACGACACGUCGAAAUCGGGCAACAGCGCAGACGAUGUUUUCGGUGGGAAGGCUGGGUCCGAGGAGAAGCGGUUGACGAACGAGGUGCCCGCCUCUGACGACGACAAGUGGAUUCACCGCGACAAGCUGGCAAAGAUUGAGAGUCAAGAGCUCCAGGCUGCAGGCAUCGUCUUACCGAGGGCGCGUGCGAGCAGCAAACCGCGCAGAGGUCGCAGCGAGGAGAAGCUCAAUGGAAGCUCCAAGAGGACCACCUCCGCCCCACCAGACGACGAAAUACCACUCCCGAGAUCUAGGAAAAGCUCGGUGUCGCCGGAGAGCAUAGUCCCGGAAGAGAGGAUGCUGGAUACGGAGGUGCCUACCUGGGAUCUUCGGCUGCCUGAAGAAAUCGCUGUCGAGGGCGACGACGCCUACUGGACCUCUAUUAGUGACAAGAACAAAAGCGGCUCCAAAAUCCCCGUCGCCAAGGCCAGCCCGGCCCCCAUCCCAGAGUAUUACUUGGAGAGGAACGCGCCCUCUGGACGACGAAGAAGUGGCGGCAGCGAGCUCGAGACGAUUGCCUACCCGAAACCACGACCGAGGAGCGGCAGCGCAAAUACGCUCGGUGCGACGUCAACUUUGGCACCCGCGAAACGCAACAACACCGAUAUCUCUCCCCGAAAAGGCAGCGGCACCUCCAGCACCACCAGAAAGACCUCGACUCAAAUCAAGGCUGGUGGAAAGACCAAGACACGUGGUGGCAAGGAUUCCACGAGCAGCAUAUCGGGAAACAGGCCGACAACGCGAUCGGGAGACCUCUCUCCUGGUGUCAAGAAGCCUGAGGGAGAUCCACCAUGGAUGGUGGGAUCCUAUCGUCCUGACCCUCGCCUGCCACCUGACCAACAACUACUCCCGACGGUCGCCAAGCGUCUGCAGCAGGAGCAAUGGGAAAGAGAGGGCAAGUAUGGCAGUAUUUACGACAAAGAGUUUCGCCCACUCACGGCAGAUGGUCUUCUCAAGCCUCCCGAAGGUGGAUCAAGCACCACACCCCCCGAAGAAGAGAAGCAGGAGCAAGAUGAGUGGCCGCUUAGAGGUGACGCUCCCAAAAGUCCCACGUCGCCGAGCAUCAAGCAGACCAACUCGUACUCGACCAUGCCCAAGAUCUCCGACAAAGCCCAGACCAGCCCGCUGCCGAGCCCACGGGGCCCACUGAGUCCGACCAUGCAACUCCAGCAACCCGCCGAGACUCAGACAGUCGUCCGCGUACCCGAACGGCCUUCUGCUGCCGCAAACAUGUCCAUGGGCGGAGACAAGAAGAAGAAGAGCGGAGGCUGCGGCUGCUGUCUUGUCAUGUGA